AUGCUGGAAACAAUUUCUCCACCCAAGGGGUCCAGUCGGUUGAAGAAGUUGACUUCUUCUUCUACUUGGACGUCACCUUUCCGCUCCAACGAAGGCAGAAAGAAUGUCAUCGCUGAAUUCAAGGACAACAAUUCCGUUUCAAAAUUGAGCGUGCCAAAAAAGUACACCACUCACCAGGUUUUGCAAGAAGAAGAGAGGAAGAAGCUAGCUGAGAAGGAAGCUGCGCAGAAAGAAAAGGAAGAGAAGGAGAGAAAGGAAAAGGAAAAGGAAAACAAGGAAAAGGAAGAAGCCGAGGCAGCAGAAAAUGGAGAGGAUGAAAACGAAGUUGAAGCAAAGGAACAUGAUGAUAAAGAAACAGCGGAAGCAGACACUGAAUCUGAAAAGCCUUUAGAUGACGCUGAGUCUGAGAAGCCAUUGGCCGAUGUUAAGAAGGAAGCACUUGCUGAUGCUGAGCCUGAGAAUGCUGAGGCUGGAAAGGUCGAAGGAAGUGACGCAGCUGUUGAGAAUGAGGUAAAAGAUGAAGAGAAACCAGCCGAAGGCACAUCGGAAGUCACAGAGACAAAGGAGAUUGAGCCUGAAGCACCAGCUGAAGCCAUUGUUGACGACUCAAAACCUCUUGACGCCGAGGACUCUGAACCUGCUGACGAUUCCAAACCUGCUGAACAGGAUUCCAAAGAGGUUGCCGACCAUGAGUCUGAGAAGCCAAUCGAGGAUUCUGAAAAAUUGGAAGGUGAUGACGAAAUUGAGAAACAGGUCAAAGAGAACCCCAUUGAGCUUGUUACACAGCCUGGAGCCAAAUACGAGCCGGUUGAGAAUCCCAACCAGGCAGUGUUGGACAGCUUGCAGGACAAGCCCAAUUUGUUGAACAGAUACCAAGCUUUGAAUGCCACAGCUAUUGGUUCUGUGUCCAAAAGCUUGGAUGAUCCUAACAAACGCAUUGAUUUGGGAGCAGGCAUGUUUUUGACCCAGCAACAAUUGUUGGAUAUUGCGGCCAAGCGCAUUGCUCCUGUGAUCCAGAACAUCAAUGAUGAGGUGGAAAAGAGCCGUCAGGAAGAUGCCAUCUUGGAAAAGAGAAACUUGGACUCAAAAGUCGCCCUGCACCAGGGAAAGCUUGAAAAAGCAUUUGGCAAACAUUUGACCAAGAUAGGUAAACUCAGGUCCAAAUUCGACAAGGAUAUUGAAAACCAACUUGCUGGUGUGGCCGCUGAAAGUGCUGCUGCCGUCACAGCAGCAGAGACUUUCAAGACUACUACGAAGCAAGAAAUUGAGACUGCCACUGCGGAAUAUGAAGAACGUGAGAGAAAGGCUGUUGAGCAACAUGCUAUUGACAAGGAAACAUUGAUCAAGAACCACGAUGAGUUAGAAGCGACAAAGAAACAGGAAUUGGAAGAUGCCAAGACGGGACAAGAAACAACUACGAAGGAAAUCGAGGAUUUGCAUGAAAAGAAGGCUGAUUUGGAUAACAAAAAUUCUGAGCUUUCGAAUGAAAUUGAAGAAUUGACCAAACAGUUAGAAGAGCGCACUCAAGUUUUGAAUUCAUUGAAGGAGAAACAUGCUACCGAACUGGAACUGCUCUCUAAGAACUUGGCCACCAAGGACGAUUUGAACAAAAAAAUUGCCACUGUGGAAAAAGGUGUUAGCGACAAAAAGGCUAAACACGCAGCUUUACUUGCGGAAGUGGGGGUUAUUGGUGCUGCUGUAGGUGCCUUAGCUACCAAGUUGACGUCUUUGAAAUCGGACAAGUCUCACCGUAUGAACCGGUUGUCCGAAGCUAAAGAGAAAUUCCAGUCUUGGGAGAAGGAGAAACAGGACAUUGCUGAGAAGGUGAGAAGAGAACAUGAACAGAAGAGGGUGGAAGCUAAGGAAAGUGCAGAAACUGAGCGUGUUCUUCAGGAAAUCGAGGAAGAGAAGCAGAGAUUGAUUGCCGAAAAGGAAAAAAUGGAGCAGGAGAGAGCACAGCUUGAAAGAGAGGCUGCAGAGAGAAAAGAGGCUGAUGAACAGAAAGAGGCUGAGAGAAAGGCUGAACAUGAAAAGGCCCUUGCUGCUCUCGAGGCGCUGCAGUUGGAGUAUGAGGAGCAAAAGAAAGCGAAAGAUAAGCUUAUCAAUGAAGAAGCCGCAAGAUUGAAGGAGGCAGAGGAAAAGUCAAAGGAACACAAAUCUAAAGGAGCUACUGGUGCUAUUUUGGGUGGAGCUGCUGUGGGCGGAGCUGCUAUAGGUAGUGCUGCUGGAGCUGUUGGUUCCGCUGGAGCAGGAGCCGUAAAUUCUGCUGGUUCUGCUUUAGGUGGAGCCAAGAAUGUUUCCUCCGGCAGCUCGGGUGAAAGGUCGAACAGUAUGAGCCGCAGAAAAAGUCUUAGACGCAAAUUGAAGAGCAUCAUUGGAGGAGACGAAGAUGUUGCUCCAGCAUCGGAAGGAGCUGGCACGGCUUCUAAAGCAAAGGAUGCAGGCUCUGUGCCACAAGCGAAAAGCGUCGUUCCUGAAGGAAAGAAAGAGACUGCGGCGCCUGAGGUGAAAAGUGACUCAGCUGAAAAGACUAAGGUAGGCCCGGUCGACACUUCUGCUCAACCAGCACCUGUCGAUACUUCCAAGGUACCAGAAGCCGAUGGGGACGACUCUUCUGCCGAGAUGAUUUCUUUGUACGAUGAAGUUUCCGAUGAAGAGUAUGAGCUCCACAAGGGAGAUCCAAAUUACAUGGAGGUUUCUGAGGACGAUGCUAGCAACUAUCUUUCCAAAAACAGAAAUCGUCUUGAAGCGGCUGAGUAG
Molecule: messenger RNA, 2760 nt
Organism: Clavispora lusitaniae ATCC 42720
Lineage: Eukaryota; Fungi; Ascomycota; Pichiomycetes; Serinales; Metschnikowiaceae
Gene: SLK19
Product: Slk19p
Source: RefSeq, a predicted model, not a curated record